AUGGCACGUGCAAUGAGUUUGAAUACCAUCUUUAGCUACAUUUACUGGAAUAAUAUCGAAGAUCAGCCGGAUCACAUUUAUACGUUCAAUGGAGGGACCAACUUUGGCUUUCAAAGCGGUUCAGACUUUGGUAGCGGAACUCAGCCUGUUACAACCAGCUACGAUUACGGUGCUCCUCUAGAUGAAUCAGGCCGGCAUAACGAUAUUUAUUAUGCCCUUCGAGAAACACUUGGUCCAUUUUCGUCAGAUUUACCGGAUGUCCCCAGUAUAGCCCCAAUGAUAGCAAUACCAUCCGUUGACGUCAAGCCAGCUUUCUACCUAUUCGAUGGAUUGCCUAGUCCUUAUAGCAUGGAGUCACCUAUAAAUAUGGAGGCGCUCGGCCAGUGGUACGGAUUUACCCUCUACCGUACCACUGUCAAUAGCUCAUAUAGCGGAACUCUCCAACCUGGCAUCGCGGCCAAAGACCGAAUUAUAGUUUACGUCAAUGGGGAGCGAAAAGGAGUCUUCGACAGUAUGUAUCCUAAUGGCUCUCAACAGGUCAUAACGCUGAAUUUGAAGUCCGGCGACGUCUUGGAUCUUCUGAACGAAAACAUGGGCCGUGUGAACUUUGGCCCAGACAUCCCAUACCAGACCAAAGGUAUCUUCGGCGACGUCACCGUUGGCGGCAGCACGUUGGCUGGCUGGAAUGUGUAUACGCUUCCACUGGACAAAGGGAUGGCUCCACCUCCUCAGGCCAGAGUACCGACCAACAUUUCGCCGUCGUCGAGCCCCAUUUUCUACACCGGGACGUUUGAUCUACCUACCGUCAGCGAUACCUGGAUCGAACUACCUGAAUGGAUCAAGGGGGUGGUCUGGAUCAAUGGUAAUAACCUUGGUCGCUUUUGGACCAUUGGACCUCAGCAGUCUCUAUACGCGCCUGGUGCCUGGAUGCAGAAAAAGGGCAAUGUGAUCCAGAUACUUAAUCUUGAGCCUACUGGACGGGAGGGGACAGUCAGCGGUGUAUCAUCUCGCUCUUGGUUUAACAAUCCAGAUCCUGAUGCUCCUUGA
Messenger RNA from Talaromyces amestolkiae, 1047 nucleotides. RefSeq lists its product as uncharacterized. The record is from RefSeq and is a predicted model, not a curated record. Bases 1 to 1047 code for a protein of 348 amino acids. NCBI's taxonomy places the organism in Eukaryota, Fungi, Ascomycota, Eurotiomycetes, Eurotiales, Trichocomaceae. Gene Ontology annotation, cellular component: vacuole. Gene Ontology annotation, biological process: carbohydrate metabolic process. The transcript has 2 exons. Gene Ontology annotation, molecular function: beta-galactosidase activity.